This is a messenger RNA of Eublepharis macularius, 900 nucleotides long. Its product is annotated as integrase/recombinase xerD homolog. Gene Ontology annotation, biological process: DNA recombination; DNA integration. Lineage: Eukaryota; Metazoa; Chordata; Lepidosauria; Squamata; Eublepharidae. The coding region runs from base 1 to 900 and encodes 299 amino acids. The record is from RefSeq and is a predicted model, not a curated record. The transcript has a single exon. Gene Ontology annotation, molecular function: DNA binding.
AUGCAGGGAGUACUCAGUUCCAUUGCCCCCUCCACACUCCGUGCCUACUCGGCGGCGGAACAGCGGUUCUGGGCCUUUGCUCGUGAGGUCGGGGGGCCCACGUCUUGGCCCGCCCCCCAGGACAUGGUGCUGCGGUACCUGGCCUACCUACGGGCCUUGGGGCGGGCCCCCAGCACUAUGCGGGGGGAUUUGGCCGCCAUUUCAUUUUUCAGCAAGGCCCUGGGCUUCGAGGACCCAUGCGAUUGCUUCGCGGCCAGGCGAGCGGUGGAGGGGUGGAGGCGCCUGGCUCCUCCCCCCCCGGAUAAGCGCAGACCCAUCACGCUGCCCAUUCUGCGUGAGAUCACGCUCCGCACCAAGGACAUCUGCUGGUCGGAAUUCGAGGCCAUCCUAUUCCGCGCUGCCUUUUCCCUGGCCUUCUUCGGGGCCCUGCGGGUGGGGGAGCUGGUUUGCGCCUCAAGAGAGGACACCUCCGGGCGGGCCCUGCAAGUGGGGGAUGUGUCCUGGGGCCGGGGCGGGCUAACCAUCAACAUCCGGAGGUCUAAGACCGAUCAGCUGGGGCGAGGGGCCAGCAUCUUCCUUCGCCCCGCUGCCAUUGCUGCCGUAUGCCCGGUCCGGGCAUUGGAGGAGUAUCUGGCUCUGCGCCCCUCUGGCCCCGCGCCCCUUCUGGUGCACGCUGACUGCUCCCCUGUCUCGCGUUUCCAAUUCGCAGCGGUGCUCCGGGCAUGCUUGGCGGCCGCGGGUCUGCCCCAAACGGAGUUCGGGACCCACUCCUUCAGGAUCGGGGCCGCCACGUCUGCCAGCGAGUGGGGCCUGGCCUCCUCCCAGAUCCAAGCCAUAGGGCGGUGGAGGUCCUCCGCAUAUCGCACUUACGUGCGCCCCUCGCGGGCUGGGCGUCGCUAA